AUGAAUAUGGUGUUAAGUCCGAUUUCCACGUAAUUUUAUCGAUUCCCGACCGUUAUUUGACUCUUUUCGUUCAGUCUUUUGAGCUGCGUGUUCUCCGGAGUGGCCGAAGUGGCCAAUGUGCCGCUGGAAAUGCUCCGAUCUCAGAUGGGCUGGCUGAGCAAGGAGGAGCGUGCGAUGUACCGCGGAGAGCGCCGCUCGCUUGAAGACGUGUGUGAUGUCCCGCCGCCAACGGAGCAGAUAACCAGAACAGGCAAACCGAUACUUCCGUAUGCAGAUUCCGUCGAAUCCCACAAUGAUCAGGUCUGUUCAGAAGCUCCAAGUGGGGAGACUGCCCAAUCUGCUCGUCACCGCCCGUCAAGCCCCAGGGAUGCGUCAAGUGUCUCCAGUUCGUCGGAUGCGCCGAGUGAGUCCUUUCCUCCUUCAUUCCUCCGACUCUUGCUCUUUUCUUUUUCAGCUGCAUCGUUCGCUGGUACAUAACCCGCGCAGAUGCUGAGCUCCGUAACCCGGCGUGUCCGAUGUGCCGUGCCUACUGGAGACGCUGUCCGGAGGUACGCCACAUGAGCACCGUCGAUAAGUAUCGCCAGAAACUGAAUCGGAAGCCCGAGUCGUUGCGACGCUCGAACAGACUCAAGUUCAAAGUUAGGAAAUGA
Molecule: messenger RNA, 650 nt
Organism: Caenorhabditis sp. 36 PRJEB53466
Lineage: Eukaryota; Metazoa; Nematoda; Chromadorea; Rhabditida; Rhabditidae
Source: the annotation of a GenBank genome assembly